Molecule: messenger RNA, 3785 nt
Organism: Schistosoma spindalis
Lineage: Eukaryota; Metazoa; Platyhelminthes; Trematoda; Strigeidida; Schistosomatidae
Source: the annotation of a GenBank genome assembly
AUUGUAUAUUAGUCACAAAUUUGAGCUCAAGGUAUAUUCGCGUGAUGACUCGGAAAGGUACUGCAAAGUUGGAUGAGCUUCGCAAGAUCGAGGGUCAGGUGCAAACUUUUUGGGAGUCGAAUAAAACAUUCGAAGCAGACGUUCCUUUGAAAAACAGUGAAACAAUUGAAAAAUACUUCGUAACUUUCCCUUACCCCUAUAUGAAUGGAAGAUUACAUUUGGGUCACACAUUUUCCCUAUCAAAAUGCGAGGUAAGCGGAACUAUUUUGUGAAUGCUCGAAGUUUUCCGUAGGAUACGAACGACUGAAGGGCAAGUUGGCUUUAUGGCCGUUCGGUCUUCAUUGCACCGGUACGCCUAUCCUAGCAUCUGCAGACAAAUUAUCACGAGAAUGCCAGGAGUUCGGUUGUCCACCUGUAUUCCCACACGAGGCUUUGGAGCUUUCUGCUAGUAUGGAGACAGUAGUACUUACUUCGCCUCUUAUACUUAACAUAUAACUUAAUAAUUUAGACUCCUGCUCAAGGUAAAAGCAAAAAAAGUAAAGCUAUUGCAAAGACUGGUGGCGCAAAGUUUCAAUGGCAAAUAAUGGAAAGCCUCGGCAUGGAUAACAAUGAAAUCGCUAAAUUUAAAGACCCUGAAUACUGGUUGAAAUUUUUCCCUGCUUUAGCUGUUGACGACCUACGAAAACUAGGUGUUAAGGUUGAUUGGAGGAGAUCCUUCAUUACAACAGAUGCUAAUCCCUACUAUGAUUCAUUUGUUCGUUGGCAGUUCCUGACUCUUAAGAAGCAAGGAAAAAUUCAGUAUGGUAAACGAUACACCAUAUUCUCUGCUCGAGAUAAUCAGCCAUGUAUGGAUCAUGAACGAACUGUUGGAGAGGGUGUCGUUCCACAAGAAUAUACGUUGAUUAAGCUGAAAGUCAUAUCCGAAUUUCCUUCGAAAUUUAGUUGCGUAAACCAAUUAAAAGUACCCAUAUUCCUUGUUGCGGCAACUCUACGUCCUGAAACGAUGUUUGGCCAAACUAAUUGUUGGGUACAUCCAGAUAUAGAUUAUGUCGGAGUUAAAAGCACACAACAAUCUUGUAUACUAAUUUGUACUCAACGCGCUGCUCAAAAUAUGGCGUAUCAGGGUAUUUUAGAUCCUUCACACCCUGGGCACAUCGACGUAGUCGCAAAUUUCAAAGGUGCUGAUCUUCUCGGAUUAAAAGUCAUGGCCCCGUUAUCCUCUUAUGAAUCUGGAGUUUUCGUUUUACCUAUGAUGUCGAUUCGAUCUUCUAAGGGUACCGGAGUUGUGACUAGUGUUCCUAGCGAUUCUCCAGAUGACUGGGUCGCUUUGCAAGACUUAAUUAAAAAGCCUGCAUUCCGGACGAAGUACAAUCUUCUUGAUUCAAUGGUCAUACCAUUCGAACCGAUACCUAUAAUUGAGACACCAGGUUUAGGUAGCUUACCAGCUGUCACAAUAGUAGAUCAGUUAAAGAUUCAAAGUCAAAAUGAUCGAGAUAAAUUACAAGAGGCUAAAGAAAAAGUUUAUCGUGUUGGCUUUUACGAUGGGAUUAUGUUGGUUGAAAAAUAUAAAGGUUUAAAAGUGAAUUCAGUGAAAAAACUUAUUCAAGACCAAUUAGUUGAAACGAAUGAAGCUAUAAUUUAUUACGAGCCGGAAAAUCUGGUCGUUACACGUGGUGGUGAUGAAGCAGUGGUUGCUUUGUGUGAUCAAUGGUAUCUAGAUUAUGGCUCAGAGGAAUGGAAAACAGAAGUCCGUAAAGCAGUAGCUAACUUGUCAGCAACCGAUGAGGUUAGACGCGGUCUUUAUUCAACCGUUGACUGGUUACAUGAACAUGCUUGCUCUCGUACAUAUGGUUUGGGUACUCGUUUACCAUGGGAUGAUAAAUGGCUUAUUGAAUCUUUAUCUGACUCUACAAUAUAUAUGGCAUAUUAUACAAUAGCUCAUUUGUUGCAGGGCGGUUCAUUAGAUGGUAGAAAACCUGGUCCUCUUAAAAUUUGGCCAGAACACAUGACACCGGAGGUGUGGGACUACAUAUUUUUAGGAAUAGGAAAUCCAGACGAUUUAGUCGGAAUGAAAAGUCAUUCUUCUCUGAGUGUACCAAUUUUGAAGAAACUUCGUCAAGAAUUUCUUUUCUGGUAUCCAGUUGAUUUAAGAGUUAGUGGAAAGGAUCUUAUCUCCAAUCAUUUAACCUACUACUUAUACAAUCACACUGCUAUAUGGCCAAAUGAACCGAAUUUAUGGCCUCGAAGUAUACGUGCCAAUGGCCAUUUGUUAUUGAACUCUAAUAAGAUGUCAAAAUCAACUGGUAAUUUUCUCACUUUAGCAGAUGCUGUGGAAAAGUACUCAGCUGAUGGUGUUCGUCUUGCAUUGGCUGAUGCUGGUGAUUCAUUAGAUGAUGCUAAUAUAAAAGAAGAAAUGGCUGAAGCUGGACUUUUACGUUUGUAUAGUCUUUUGGAUUGGUUCAAUAUGACAUUGGAAAAUUUAAAUGAUUCAACUUUACAACAAAAAUCUGAUUAUCGAUCAGGUGCUUAUACAAUGCAUGCAGAUUUUGUUUUUGAAAAUGAAAUGAAUAAUACGAUUGAAUUGGCCGAUAAAGCAUACGCUUCACAAGAAUAUAGAGAAGUACUUAAAAUUGUCUUUUAUGAACUUCAGGCACAUCGUGACCGUUAUCGUGAAGUUUGUCAAGGCAGUGUACAUACUAAUUUAAUUCGACGUUAUAUGAAUAUUCAGUUACUACUACUUAGUCCAAUUUGUUCACAUGUUUGUGAGCAUAUAUGGAUUAAUCUGUUAAGCAACAAGACAUCAAUCUUUUGUGAAAAGUGGCCUGAACUUAGUUGUCCAGUGGAUCGAAUACUUCUGUUACAAGGCCGUUACAUAGAUGAUACAGCUCAUACCUUUAGAUUACAACUUAAACAAUACCAAUCAUCAAAGGCUUUCAAGAGUAGUAAAUCUGUUGGAUCCCAUUCUGUUACUCAGUUUAUUCCACCUUCGGAUGCUGUUGUUUGGGUUGCUAAAGCUUAUCCAGCAUGGCAGGCAAAAAUUCUUGAAAUUAUGGCAGCUAAUCUUUCUGACGAUGGUAAAACGUUAGCAGAUAAUGCAACGUUAGCUCAACUUUUACGUCCUCAUCUAAAGGCUAUGGGUAAAAUGGCAAAACGUGCUAUGCCAUUUGUACAGUUAGUCCGAGAACGGUUUUUAAUUCACGGUAAACGAGUUCUUCAACUUCAGUUGGAUGUGGAUGAAUGUGAAGUAAUUAAAAAGAAUUUAUCGUAUCUUAUAUCGACUUUAGGUUUACGACAACCUGAUGGUUUAAAAACCAACUACUCAUGCGAUUCUAAUGAUAGUCGUAUUGAAGAAAGUGUUUGUCCUUUAGAGCCUCUUAUUUUGUUUUGUGAACCACCUACCUCAGCAUCCAUGACGUUUCUAAAUCCGGAUAUUGGUUCAGGUCUCUUUACACUUAAUGGUGUUACCAUUUUUGACGGCGACACAUAUACCGAUGUGGUCUCACGUGUAGUCACUCACUGUCGUUCACUUGCGUUAAACAGUAAAGACUUAAAAAAUAUAACAUUGUACCGUUUUACCGAUCCUACAUGCGGACAUUUACGCAUUCCUCCUUACCCUAUGGAAGCUCUACAAAUUGUCCAACCAACAGCUCGUUUUGUAGUCGAUGUAUCAUCCACCAUAACUCUGAAGAUUGGUAGUGAUUUUAUUCCCAUUGGCAAAAAACUUGUGUAUACAACUGCCGUAUCGUCAUGAUCAUCUUUUGCCAAAAUAAAGCUUUUUAUUUUUG